AUGUUACGUGUAAUUGAAUUAUUCAGUGGUAUUGGUGGUAUGCAUUGUGCUCUUGAUUUAGUUGAUCUCAAUUAUGAAAUUAUUGCUGCUAUUGAUAUAAAUCCAACAGCAAAUCUAGUCUAUGCAUCAAAUUUUCCUGAUGUUCCAGUAAUGAAUCGUACAAUUGAAGGAAUACCUUUAAAUCAAUGGGAAAAAUGGCAUGCAGAUAUUUGGUUAAUGUCUCCUCCAUGUCAACCAUUUACUCGUCAAGGUAAACAAGAAGAUUUAAAUGAUCGUCGUACAAUUGGAUUUGUUUAUUUAAUGAAAACAAUACUUCCUCAAUUACAAUCAAAACCAAAAUAUAUUCUUCUUGAAAAUGUUUCUGGUUUUGAAUAUUCUCAAGCACAUCAAUUAUUAUUAAAUACACUUGAAUCACAUAAUUAUAAUUAUCAACAAUAUCUUCUUUCACCAAUACAAUUUGGUAUACCUAAUUCACGUCUUCGUUAUUAUCUUAUUGCUAAACAAGAAGAAAAAUUGCUUGAUAUACAUUCAUCUUCAAUACAAACUCGUAUAUCAAAUUUUGAAAGAUUAUAUGAAAAAAUUCGUCAACAAUUUCCAUCAAAAGAAUUUUCUUUUGAAGAAAAUUCUUUUCAUGAAAAUGAUCAAAUAACUGAUAAAUGUAGUCAUUCAUCUGAAAUACUUAUUCAAUCUAAUCAAUCAAUGUUAAUAAAUGAUUUUUUAAUUUCAAAUGAAAAUUCUGAUUUUGAAUUAGAUGAAAAACAAUUAAAACGAGGUUUACAUGUUUGUGAUGUAAUUACAUGUCAUGCUAAACGUUCAUUUUGUUUUACAAAAUCUUAUGGAAAAUAUUUUGAAGGUACAGGUUCAUUAUUUCGUACAUUAUCAAAUCGUAUACGAUAUUUUACACCAAAAGAAAUAGCUAAUUUACAUUGUUUUCCAUUAAAUUAUCAUUUUCCUGAACAAAUUACAAUUCGUCAAGCAUAUUCAUUACUUGGUAACAGUUUAAAUGUAUUUGUUGUUGGAGUUUUACUUGAAAAUCUUUUCGAGCGCUCUUAA
This is a messenger RNA of Rotaria sp. Silwood1, 1053 nucleotides long. NCBI's taxonomy places the organism in Eukaryota, Metazoa, Rotifera, Eurotatoria, Philodinida, Philodinidae. The record is from the annotation of a GenBank genome assembly.